Babesia ovata is the source of this 1788-nucleotide messenger RNA. Its product is annotated as Extracellular matrix-binding ebh, putative. The transcript has a single exon. Bases 1 to 1788 code for a protein of 595 amino acids. The record is from RefSeq and is a predicted model, not a curated record. Lineage: Eukaryota; Apicomplexa; Aconoidasida; Piroplasmida; Babesiidae.
AUGGACGAAAGCCUCAAGAAGGAUUUGAAGGGUGUGAAAGAGAAGAUUAAAUCGGGGAUUCAGGAUGUGAUUAAGGAAUUGGAAGUUGAGAAAUUGGAUCAGAAAGUGAAAGAUGAUUUGAAGACGUUGAGGAAGAAGAUUCAGAACCUUUCCUCAACUGUGGAGAGUAGUACGGCUGACGGUGCUGGGCUUGUAAGUGAGCAUUUGAAGGCGCUUAAAGAAACGUAUACUACGCUGUAUAAACUUGCUGAUAAGAAUGAAGCAAAUUCAAUCGUGAAACUGACGAAGGGACUUGACCAGAAGUUUAGGGACAACAUCCAAAGUCCGCUCAGCACUAAAGUCAAAGCAGUUGACCAGGCGAUUGAGAGGCUUGGCGGGAAGUUUAAUAAAGGCGGUACAUUUAAUAGUAUUCAAGAGAUUUUCGGGCAUAUUCAAAAACAGGUUGGGGAGAUUAAGGGGGAGGCGGGGACAGUGCAAAAUGGUUGGAAACUGGAAGGUGGUAGCGGUCUCGAAGGGAUUAAGUCGAAAGUGGACCAUUAUUUCAAAGCAUUCAGCGAGGGCAACGGCUGGAAGUUUGCGGAAAUUGCGAAGGGCUGGAUUGAAGAGACUAUUUUGAAGAAUAACGGUUUGGUGAGAGAUAAGAUUAACGACAAGAUUGUUGCAGGAAGCAAAGAAAACGCUAUCCAGGAGAUGGCAGGCAAAAUGAAGGAUAAGCUAAAGAACGAGGUUAUUGACGAAGCGUUCAAAAAGUUAAAUUUUGUCACCACCACCGGCAACGAUGAAAUAACACAAAAAAUUGAAAAGGUCAAAGAGGCCUGCGAGGCGUUCGCCGAUGAUCUUGACGGGAAACUGAAGGAACCGGACAGUGCUAAAUCUGGCAUAGUCCAUAAGGUUAAGGGUGAGUUGACAAGUUACAUUGCCAAGAAAGUAAAAUGCAUCUGCUAUUGCGGUCACUGCAACAACAACAAGGAGUGCAGUAGAAACUCCGUCACUGCUUUCAUCCUGGGAGCACUCUCCUCUGUGUCACGGCAAGUGGGCAACGAACUGAAUUCAGUGUUUCUCAACAACGACAACAACGGAAAUCCCAGCAAUGGGAGCAUCGCAGCCAUCUUGGACAAGAUCACGCCGAUUGCUGAGGAACUUGAUGAGAAGCUUAAAGCGGCGACAAACAAUUCCCUUCCUCCGCCCGGCCAAGACAGCCCCGCCAAAGCCGUGGACAGUAGGUUGAAGGCGGUGAGGGAAUUCGUGAGUGGAAAAAAUGGUAAUGAUAUUACUAAAAUUUUUAAUGAGCAAGUCAAACAUACUCUCGCUGAAGAAGUCAACAAACUUCCCGGCGCCGUUAACGCUUUCAACAAGUCAGCCGAAGCACAGAUCAAGGCUGCGGCCCAGACGGCGAUCAACAAGGCGGCUGAGCAGAUUAGCAGUGGUGGUAAAAUUGAGCUUGGCCCUAAGCUCAUGGAGCAAUUUAUCAAUAAGUUCAAUCCUAUAAAAACUGGGCUCAAAGAACAACUUGAUACACAAGUUGAUGAGCACAUUGGGCAGGAUGAUCCGACAGGUGGCCAAGCGGAUAAAGUCACGCUUUCAGAUCUUUUCAAGCAAUACAUAACGUACGUUGUACCAGAAAAAGUAAAAAGUGGUUUAACCGGCAUUGCAGGCGAAGGCAAACUCCCAGAGGCGAUCGGGAAGAUUAAAGGUGAGGGUCUGGAUGCGCUUGAAAAGACUAUUGGUGACGGUCAGCCAGAUAAAAUUGAUAACAAUAACCUUCACCGCUCCGUUCAAAGCAAUUGA